GAGGGACAGAGAUGCAAGACAAAGCAGCCUGAGGGAAAGAGAUGUUUUGACUCCCAAAGACAGAGAGGGGAUAUAGAAAGCGUAUCUUGAGGACAAGGGGCGCUCGUGAACAUCGUGUCCCGUGUGUUGCUGUGGAUCUGUGAGUGUGUGGUUGUGCGUCAGAGGGAGGUGUGUUGUGGCGAGAUGUGGACAGUCGGUCCGGCUCUUUUGCAGUGGGGGCCACAUUACACCGGCUUCUCCUGAGUUACGCUAGCAACUCUUCGAAGCUCAAAUACAUAUCCAGCAAUGAGCCUACAGAGGGAGACACCUAAAAAAUGACAGAACGACAGAUGGCUUCUACUGAAAGGAGCCUACGUAUCCAGGCUGACGACGACCUGAAGUCUAUGUUUGUUGGCACAGUGAUGAGAAAAAUCAAGUCUCGCACGUGGAAAAAACAGCGUUAUUUCCGACUACAAGAAGACUGCAUGACUAUCUGGUACAAGAGCAAGAAAGCAGGAAACGCACACUCCACCUUUUCUGUGGGUGAUGUGGAAGCUGUGCGGGAAGGGCACCAAUCUGAGGUUCUGCUCAGCAUUGCUGAUGAGUUCCCGCCUGACCGCUGCUUCACCCUUGUGUUCCGUGGUCGAAGAGGCAACUUGGACCUAGUGGCCGAAUCAGCAGGGGAAGCACAAUCGUGGAUUAAAGGGAUACGCAAACUCAUCGAUAACCUGGAGAACAUGGGGCAGAGAGAGAAACUAGACCAAUGGAUCUGUGAUUGGUUUAAAAAGGCAGACAAAAACAGAGAUGGGCAGAUGAACUUUAAGGAGGUCCGCAAUCUGUUAAAGAUGAUGAAUGUGGACAUGAAUGAGCAUCAUGCUCUUCGUCUCUUUACGAUGGCAGACAAGUCUCAAUCAGGAACUCUUGAGGAUGAUGAGUUUGUGCUGUUCUAUAAGAUGUUGACUCAGCGUGAGGAUGUCCUGCGAGUGUUUCAGGAAUAUUCGGCUGAUGGGCAGAAGCUAACGCUCCAAGAUCUGAAAGAUUUCCUACAAGAGGAGCAGCUACACAAGGACGGCGUUCAGCAGUAUGCACUAAAGCUCAUUGAACACUAUGAACCUUCAGACACAGCAAAAAUGUUGCAAGCAAUGACGUUUGAUGGUUUCCUGAUGUACCUGAGCUCAUCAGAGGGCUCCAUUUUCAACCCUACCAUGGUGGAUCUCUACCAGGACAUGACUCAGCCUCUCUGUCAUUACUUCAUAUCAUCUUCUCAUAACACGUACCUUCUGGAGGACCAAAUCAGAGGACACAGCAGUGUGGAAGGCUAUAUACGAGCACUGAAACGUGGCUGUCGAUGUGUCGAAGUGGACUGCUGGGAUGGACCAAAUGGAGAACCAAUCGUCUACCAUGGACACACGUUUACCUCCAAGAUCUUCUUCAAGGAUGUUGUCAAUGUGCUGGGCAACUAUGCAUUUAAAGCAUCGCAGUACCCUGUCAUCUUGUCCAUUGAAAACCACUGCAGUGUAGAACAGCAGAAAGUCAUGGCCCAACACCUCACCCAGAUCCUGGGAGACAAGCUGCUGAAAAGCCCUUUAGAUGGAAAGAUUCCCAACGUCCUCCCAUCUCCUGAGGAUCUGAAAGGGAAGAUUCUGUUGAAAGGAAAGAAGAUGGGUGGAUUAGAGAAUAGCAUGAAUGGGGUAGUGGACCCUUCGAUGGGAGAGGUGAGCGACGAAGAGGAGACUGCUGAAAUUGACGAUGACCAUCAUCGCAAUGACAGCGUACGGCAUAGACUCAAGAAAUCCAAGCAGCGUCUAUCUAAAGAGCUGUCGGACUGUGUGGUUUACUGCAAGAGUGUCCACUUUAGCAGCUUUAAACAUUCACAAAUUCACUCAAAGUUUUACGAGAUCUCCUCCUUCACCGAGUCUAAGGCCCGGAAACACAUUAGGGAGGCAGGAUCAGAGUUUGUUCUCCAUAACACUCGCCAGCUGAGCCGGGUUUACCCCAGUGGUUUGAGAACGGACUCAUCCAACUUCAACCCACAGGACAUGUGGAAUGCAGGGUGCCAAAUUGUUGCUCUGAACUUUCAGACCGCAGGGGUUGAGAUGGAUCUAAACGAUGGCUUAUUUAGUCAAAACGGACAUUGUGGCUACAUACUGAAACCAACAUUCAUGCGCAACACUGACGAGCGGUUUGACCCAGAGAACCCUCAAAACCGAGACGGUUACAAUCCACUUAGCCUGUCCGUACAGAUAAUCAGUGGCCAACAGCUUCCCAAGGUAAACAUCAAGGAGGGCUCAAUUAUCGAUCCCCUCGUUCGGGUGGAAAUUCACGGCGUACCACUGGACCAGGCCAAGCAGGAAACCAGAUACAUCGACAACAACGGUUUUAACCCAGUAUGGCACGAUAUGCUUCAGUUCACAAUUCAUGUCCCUGAGUUGGCGCUGGUGCGGUUUGUCGUGGAGGACUAUGAUAAAACAUCAAAGAACGACUUUGUGGGACAGUUCACUCUCCCUUUCCUCUGUAUGCAACCAGGAUAUCGUCACAUUCAUCUCCUGUCUAAGGACGGCACCAGCAUACCUCCUUCCUCGCUUUUUGUUCACGUCCGGAUAACUAAACUAACGUAAAGUGACGGAAUUAAAAGUUGUCUUACACUGACAUGUGCACAAAACAAACUAAAAGCUGCAACAAUUUCUUCAAAGUCUUCCCAGUCAACAUUUGUUAGCAGAAAGCCGACAUUUUAAUAAAUACAGUAAAAAUGUAUUAUAAAGUAACAUUUCACAUUUUUAAGGUAACGUUGAGUUGCUAUAGAUUUAGUAAAUUUGUACGCCAAAUAAUUUACUUUAUUUACUGUUAUUAAGAUUUGUGUGAUUGUAGGGAUCUAUAUCUAAAUAUAACUUCAGUGAUAUACAUGUCCGAGGGUUGUAUUUUAACCUUAAACUCAAAUGAAAAAAUAGAAAAUUAGAUUUGCAUAAGGAAUGAGUGCUAUUUUGUUUUUUAGGACUAAAAUACAGAUUUCAGGCGGAAAUAUGCACUGCACAAAAAAUAAGUUUUGUUUUCUUCUGGACAAACAUCUAAAUAUUCUUAAAUUAUGAAGAAUAUUCAUUGUGAAGAAAAAUAACUUAAAAUAUUUCAAAAGUUUUCAAAAAAAUAAAUAAAAAAAAUACCAAAAUUGGGUGAGAUUUUGCUUAAAACAAGGGGGGGGGGUGACUUACAGAUUUAAUGCAUCUCGAUUUAAGAAUGUUUUGAUAUCUGUGCUGAAAAAUAAGCCAAAAAUCUUUUUUGCAGUGUGACCUGGAUAUUUCAUGAGAUUCACCCAAUGUUAUUUUUACCAUGCAUGGCAAAUCUUUACAUCUUGCUUUAUGUAUUUUAUAAAUAUUUCAAUAGAACUAGUUUUACUUUCUUAAUCGUACCACUCCAUUUCAGUAGUACUUACAGUGGUGUACGUGUUAACUGCUACUUUGGAAUGAAGUACAGAUAUAAUGAGCUCAAGGGCUCAAUUACAAUCUUACUUUGGCCCCGAAGUACCUCAGGGGCCAGACUCAGUUACAGAGAGAUGCAGAAGGAGGGCAAUGAAAAUAACCACCUCUGUUCCAACCUCCACCUACCUGGAUACAGUAAACCAUCGUAUACAUUUCCAAAUACAUACCUUAUACUCUUGAAUGUAGAUGAGAACUUAACCUUGACUAUUCUGAAUCACGUCAAGUAAUUUAUUAAAUCAAAUGUAUGCUGCUGGACCAAUAGUGUUAUAUUUUUGUAUUUCUAAGCUUUGGAUCUGUAUACUGUUUUUGUAAUAUUGUUCAGUAACUAUCUGUCGAUUUUGCUCGUGUAUAUACGUAUGUAUAUAUUUAUUUAUUUGCCAUAUUCAUCAAAGAAUAAAG
Messenger RNA from Carassius gibelio (silver crucian carp), 3851 nucleotides. RefSeq names its product 1-phosphatidylinositol 4,5-bisphosphate phosphodiesterase delta-4-like. Bases 315 to 2597 code for a protein of 760 amino acids. NCBI's taxonomy places the organism in Eukaryota, Metazoa, Chordata, Actinopteri, Cypriniformes, Cyprinidae. Gene Ontology annotation, molecular function: calcium ion binding; phosphatidylinositol-4,5-bisphosphate phospholipase C activity. Gene Ontology annotation, biological process: lipid metabolic process; intracellular signal transduction. The transcript has 16 exons. The record is from RefSeq and is a predicted model, not a curated record.